Messenger RNA from Drosophila takahashii, 391 nucleotides. It is a transcript of the gene halo, whose product is annotated as halo. The record is from RefSeq and is a predicted model, not a curated record. Lineage: Eukaryota; Metazoa; Arthropoda; Insecta; Diptera; Drosophilidae.
GCGAACAGAUCUUUCCGCAGCACUCAGAUCCUCAUUCAGCAAUUCAGUUAGUGUCUAUAUAAUGGCCGAGUUACUCUUCCCACAACUGGAGCGUCCUUUGCCGUCGCUGCCAUCGCUUCACUACACUCUAUUCGCCUACAGGGAGGAAUUGCGACGCCGCGAUGCUCCAUUCAUGAAGAUGUCCACGAUCAAACUGCAUCUCACCGACAAUCUAAUUCUGCAGACAAUCAAAAAUAUUCGGCAGUACGAUACCAUGGAGAUCAUGAAUCUCAACCAGGAAAUCAACUUCAAGCGGCGGUUGACCAAGCAAAUGAGAAAGGUGCGCAAACUGGAGAAACUCGGCCUCAACAUCGAUCCCCGCAAACUCAACGAAGGCGGUCAAUGGCUCUGA